Messenger RNA from Cynara cardunculus var. scolymus (artichoke), 3403 nucleotides. Its product is annotated as calcium-transporting ATPase, endoplasmic reticulum-type. Gene Ontology annotation, cellular component: membrane. The record is from RefSeq and is a predicted model, not a curated record. Gene Ontology annotation, biological process: intracellular calcium ion homeostasis; calcium ion transmembrane transport. NCBI's taxonomy places the organism in Eukaryota, Viridiplantae, Streptophyta, Magnoliopsida, Asterales, Asteraceae. The coding region runs from base 71 to 3223 and encodes 1050 amino acids. The transcript has 6 exons. Gene Ontology annotation, molecular function: P-type calcium transporter activity; ATP binding; ATP hydrolysis activity.
CAUCAUCAUCAUCUUCCUCACUCUGCUGCUUUCAGAGAUUGAGGGUUCGAGUGUCAAGUUGAAGAAAAUAAUGGAUGAGGAAGUUUUCCCUGCUUGGUCAUGGUCUGUGGAUCGAUGCUUGAAAGCGUAUAAUGUGAAGCUCGAAAAGGGUUUGUCUUCAUACGAUGUAGAAAAGCAACGAGAACUUUAUGGUUGGAACGAGCUCAAGAAAGAGAACAGAAAGCCCGUAUGGCAACUUUUCAUUCAACAAUUUGAUGAUAUGCUUGUAAAGAUCCUUAUCGUUGCAGCCUUCAUUUCAUUCGUUCUAGCACGCUUUGAAGCAAACGAAACUAAAGAAUCUGGAUUCGAAGCCUAUGUUGAACCUUCCGUGAUCAUUCUGAUCCUAAUCCUAAAUGCUCUCGUGGGCGUUUGGCAAGAAAGUAAUGCCGAAAAGGCCCUCAAAGCUCUAAAGGAGAUGCAGUGUGAAUCUUGUAAGACGAUAAGAGAUGGGUAUUUGGUUCCGGAUUUGCCUGCUCGAGAUCUUGUUCCUGGAGACAUUGUGGAGCUGCGAGUAGGUGAUAAAGUCCCGGCAGAUAUGAGAGUUGCGGUUUUGAAAACGUCAACUUUAAGAGUCGAGCAAAGUUCUUUGACGGGUGAAUCUGUUCCGGUUCUUAAAGCAACUCGGCCUGUGUUAAAUGAUGAUUGUGAUUUGCAGGCUAAAGAAAAUAUGGUUUUUGCAGGGACGACGAUUGUGAAUGGGAGUUGUGUAUGUAUCGUUGUAAACACUGGAAUGAGCUCGGAAAUCGGGCAAAUUCAGAAACAAAUACACGAAGCUUCCAUGGAAGAAUCCGAUACUCCAUUGAAGAAGAAACUCGAUGAAUUUGGAAAUAAUCUAACGAUUGUGAUUGGGUUUGUUUGUCUUGCUGUUUGGGUGAUCAACUACAAGUAUUUCUUGAAAUGGGAAAUGGCCGACGGAUGGCCUACGAACGUCCAAUUUUCGUUCGAAAAAUGCACGUAUUACUUCAAGAUAGCAGUUGCCCUUGCGGUGGCAGCCAUUCCUGAAGGCCUUCCAGCGGUGAUUACGACCUCUUUAGCUCUUGGCACAAGAAAAAUGGCUCAAAAGAACGCGAUCAUGAGGAAGCUUGCGAGUGUGGAGACUUUAGGAUGCACGACUGUAAUCUGUUCAGAUAAAACUGGAACGUUGACUACCAACCAGAUGUCGGUGAUGUCGAUUUUUACGUUUGGAGGGAAAACGACGGCUCCUAGGAUGUUUCCUGUGGAAGGAACAACGUACGAUCCUAAAGAUGGGUGCAUUGUUGAUUGGAAGUGUUUCAAUAUGGACGCUAAUUUGCAGUCCGUGGCUGAAAUAUGUGCGGUUUGUAAUGAUGCUGGGAUUUAUAGCGACGGUUGGGUUCUUAGAGUUACAGGUUUGCCUACCGAAGCUGCUUUGAAGGUGUUAGUAGAAAAGAUGGGGGUUCCGGAUGCGAAAGCGAAAAACAAGAUUCGUGAAUCGCGGAUUAUGGGAAAUUAUUUGAUUGAUAACAACAUCAUAAAAUUCGGGUGCUGCGAAUGGUGGACGAAGAGAUCAAAGAGGCUUGGCACAUUGGAAUUAGACCGCGUUCGUAAGUCCAUGAGCGUUAUUGUACGUGAGCCAUCGGGUCAGAAUCGGUUGCUUGUCAAGGGUGCGGUCGAGAGUUUAGUAGAGCGUAGUUCACAUGUUCAGCUAGCGGACGGGUCUGUUGUUCCGAUGGACGAGGCUUGUAGGAAGCUAUUGCUUUCAAGACAUGCGGAAAUGAGUUCAAAAGGGUUACGAUGUUUGGGUUUGGCUUACAAAGACGAUCUUGGUGAGCUAGCGGAUUAUGAUGGCGAACAUCAUCCUAGCCACAAGAAGUUGGUCGAUCCAACUUGCUAUGUUUCCAUUGAAACCGACCUCAUCUUUGUCGGGGUUGUUGGUCUACGGGAUCCUCCUCGCGAAGAAGUGCACUCUGCGAUUGAAGAUUGUCGUGGAGCCGGAAUAAAAGUGUUGGUGAUAACGGGAGAUUAUAAGUCGACUGCAGAGGCCAUCUGUCGGGAAAUUCGAUUAUUCCAUGAAGGCGAAGAUCUCGGAGGUAAAAGUUUCACCGGAAAAGAAUUCAUGGGACUCUCUCCUUCGAAACAAAGGGAUAUUUUGUCAAAACCCGGGGGGAAGGUGUUCUCUCGUGCAGAACCAAGGCACAAGCAAGAGAUCGUGCGGAUGCUUAAGGAUAUGGGUGAAGUUGUAGCCAUGACUGGAGAUGGUGUGAACGAUGCUCCGGCUUUGAAACUUGCCGAUAUCGGAAUUGCUAUGGGGAUUACCGGAACCGAGGUUGCUAAAGAGGCGUCAGAUAUGGUUCUAGCCGACGAUAACUUUAGUACCAUCGUUUCUGCUGUUGGCGAGGGUCGGUCAAUUUAUAACAACAUGAAAGCGUUUAUCAGAUACAUGAUAUCAUCGAAUGUCGGAGAGGUUAUAUCGAUUUUCUUAACGGCUGCAAUCGGGAUACCGGAAUGCAUGAUCCCCGUGCAGCUUCUAUGGGUUAAUUUGGUUACCGAUGGUCCGCCUGCUACCGCUCUUGGUUUCAAUCCAGCCGAUGUUGAUAUAAUGAAAAAACCACCUCGUAAAAGCACCGACACCCUCAUAGAUUCGUGGGUUUUGUUUCGUUACUUGGUUAUCGGUUCUUACGUGGGUAUCGCGACUGUCGGUGUUUUUGUUGUAUGGUACACACAACCAUCGUUCAUGGGUAUCGAUUUGACAGGAGAUGGGCAUACACUUGUUACAGUAUCUCAGCUCCGAAACUGGGGAGAUUGCUCUUCAUGGCCGGAUUUCUCAGCUACACCAUUUGCGGUUGGUGGCAACCGAGUGAUUAGUUUCUCAAACCCGUGUGAUUAUUUCACCACUGGAAAAGUCAAAGCGAUGACGUUAUCGCUAUCCGUAUUGGUGGCGAUUGAGAUGUUUAAUUCCCUAAAUGCCCUUUCGGAAGAUAACAGUUUGUUAACAAUGCCACCUUGGAAGAACCCUUUCCUUCUUGUUGCCAUGGCUGUUUCCUUUGGCCUUCACUGUCUCAUUCUUUAUGUUCCUCUCCUGGCACAGGUGUUUGAUGUCGUUCCGUUGGGUUUAAACGAAUGGGUUUUCGUCAUCUUGGUUUCGGCACCUGUCAUCCUUCUCGAUGAAUUGCUCAAAAUCGUCACAAGAAGUAGAAAACGGACGACAAAAAUAAAGUUAGCGUAAGUUAGAAAGCGGAAAGCACACAUACAGAUAUCAUGUGUUUUAGAAGACCUUUUUGCUACUUUCUUUGCUUUCUGUGUAUCCGAUGACAUGACGUUGGAUCCAGUGUGUAAAUCUUUGAAGAACAAUCGUAUGUAUCAAAUAGAAGAAAUCAUGUAUAUAUGUCGAUGAUCAUCCUUAAAU